Molecule: messenger RNA, 2388 nt
Organism: Boleophthalmus pectinirostris (great blue-spotted mudskipper)
Lineage: Eukaryota; Metazoa; Chordata; Actinopteri; Gobiiformes; Gobiidae
Gene: apobec2a
Product: apolipoprotein B mRNA editing enzyme, catalytic polypeptide-like 2a
Biological process (GO): cytidine to uridine editing
Cellular component (GO): cytoplasm; nucleus
Molecular function (GO): RNA binding; cytidine deaminase activity
Source: RefSeq, a predicted model, not a curated record
GAACCCAUAGAAACUAAAGAUCUUUAAAUUGGAAUAGAUUUGAAUGUUAAUGAAGAUAACCAUGUAAAUAAUUAUAUGCAAAUGCUCCAAUAAUAAUGCUCCAAUAAUCAUUUAGUGCAGCCAAAUUAAGUUAACUCAAAAAAACACAACCAAUUCUGUGGGAUGCUACUAGAUAGAAGUAUAAUCUUUGUAUAGAUAGACAUCUGUUUGUAAGAUGCAGUCCCAGUGCUCAAAUACCACAUCAAUGUGCAAAAGAAAAACAACCACAACUGACUGGUCACAGGCUCACGUCUAGACAUUACACAACUGAGAGGACAAGAAAACCAUCACAAGAGCAGCUUUUCAGAUGGCAGUACUGCACUUUGUGUUGUCAUUAAGUUCCUUAUAUUCACAUAUUUUCUGAAAAAAAAUGUGUGGAAGUCCACAGCAGUGAGUGUCCUCUCAUGGUGUACAGUGAUAUGUUCAGAGUAAAAUUUAAACACUCAAACUUCUUGUACUAGUUUUCUGUUUUAAAGAUCUCCAACAUUAAUGUGACUGGGGCAUUACUGAUGUAUAUUAUUGAUAAUAAAAGAUCAUUUUAUGACAGACAGUUAUUUUAGAUGUUUUUAGAUUACACUAUAAAGAAACCAAAAAUUGUAAGGUGAAUGUUCUGACCAGAUCAGAACAAACACGUAAAAAGUCAUCAGGAGGUCUGGUGUCAUCUGGCCUACAUGUGAAACUGCAAACUCAUAGAUUUGGGCAUUCAAAGUCUCCUCCCCCCCAACCUACUUCUGUAAAUAGCUGUGCUGGAUGUGUGAGGAGCAGCUGCUUGCGUCUAUCCCAGGCUCUACUAAUGUUAGCUGGGAAAGGCCAGAAAAGCUGUAUUUUUAGAUUUUAGCUAAUAAUAUUUAUACUAACAUUUUAUUCUGUGGUCCAUUUUGAAUGUAUAGCUCCAUAGUGUAAAUAAGUAUUUCAACAUCAGAUGAACCAGAGGGGACUUAAAGACACAACAUGGCUGAUAAAAGUCGUUUGGCUAUGAGAAGAAAGGACAAGAAGGAAGAGCUUGAGCCAGUCAAAAAUGUGAAAGAAGUGAAAGAAGUGAAAGAAGAAGAAGGGGAGAAACCAGCAGAGAAUGGAGAAGCGCCCCAGGAGAACGGAGCGGCCGCUGAGAAUGGAGAGCCUCUACUGGAGCCGAUGGAGCUGCCCCCCUUUGAGAUCAUCACAGGGGACCGGAUAGAUCCAUUUGUGUUCAAGUUUCAGUAAAACGUGGAGUAUUCGUCUGGGCGGAACAAGACGUUUCUGUGCUACCUGGUGGACCGGGGCAGUGUGGAGGGGCUGCUGAGGGGGUACCUGGAGGAUGAGCACACAGGGGCCCACGCAGAGGAGGCCUUCUUCACACAGUGUCUACCUGACUACGACCCUGCUGUCAAGUACACCAUCACGUGGUAUGUGUCAUCCAGCCCGUGUGCCGCCUGUGCUGCUAAGAUUGCCGAAGUGCUCAAAACGAGGAAAACCGUCAAAUUGAGUAUUUUUGCCUCUCGCCUUUUUGAGUGGGAGGAACCGGAGAUCCAGGCCGGACUGAAGACCCUGCACGCUGCUGGAUGUAAGCUGCGCAUGAUGAAGCCUCUGGACUUCUCCUACACCUGGGACACCUUUGUGGAGGGAGAUGAGGAGGCAUUUAAUCUGUGGGAGGACUGCAAGGACAACUAUGAGUACUACCAAGACAAGCUGGCUGAUAUUUUGCAGUAGCCAGUCAAGAUUCAAGAUUUAUCCAAAUAGAUUUUUUUCUAUUUAGUGUAAGCUGAAGGGAUCUGCUGCUUACACUGUUUUGGCCUGGUGAAUGAUUAGUAAUGGAUAAAACAAAAAGUAUGUGCAGGAAGUAAUGUUUAACAAUUAUUAUUUGAAAGUCUUUAGUUGGACAAAAUAUUAUGUGAAGCAACAGUAGCUCUGAUGACAGCACAGACAAAAAUGUAUUCAGUCAGGUAAGGACGAAACUAAACUUCACAAACCUGAUUUUACUUGCAGUAGUUUCAUAAGCUGGAGCUGCACACUGGUGUGACUUAACGUGGGGAGCAUCAAACACUAAAAUUAAACUAAUUGCCCAUUUUAAUAAGGUGUUUUCAACAAAUAUAGCAUUUUUAAAACAAUAUAAGGCAUUAUAAAGCAUUUUAAGGUAACAUGGUGGUCUUAAUAUUAAUAUGAAUGUUAAUACCUCUCUUUAACCUGAACAUAAAAAAUAAUGUUGAUUACAUUUGUAUUUCUACGUUUUAUUCUUGAUAUAAAAAUUAUGAUAUAGUUGGAUUAUUUUACUUAAUAACUUGAAUUAAAUGGAAAUUCCACACUCAAUGGAGUUAUUAGAAUGCCUUGUAGAACCAUGUAACAGAUGUAAUAAUGAAAUGUUCACAUUUU